UUAGCAGGCUUAAACAAAUCUUCCACUUUUAGCAGUCGCAUCAUUACAGCUGCUCCUCCCCCUCCCUACUCUUGACCGCUCACUUCGUCCUUUGGUCCAAAACCCACUCACCCACAGCUCCUCUAACAUCCCACUGUCUGUACUCUGUACUAUCCCCACACCAUACCACCAUAUACUGUCACUAAACCUUACACUGGACUUCCUCUCUCUGUCUUUGACACUUCUUAGUGUUCAUGUAUUCCAAUUUCAGCUAACCAAGAUUCUUCUCAGUAGUAGAAGAAUAGGAAAAAAAAAUGUCAGCUUUCUUAAAUGAUGAGCUCUCAAAGAAGACUUCAAUAUUCGGUCUACACUUAUGGGUAGUUGUUGGUAUUAUCGUUGGAGCUGCAAUUGUACUCCUCCUCUUCCUCAUCUCCCUUUGGUACACUUCAAAGCGUAAUUCUACAAACCCCCAAAUCCCACCAAACAUCUCUUCCGAAAUCAAAGAGAUCCGAGUCGACCCAUCUCGGACUCUACCCGAAAAACCGGACCCUCUUCCGGAACCCGAGAAAGAACCCCUAAACAACUCAGGUGGUGGUGGGUAUCAACAAAGAAUCCAAAUUGAGAUUGGGAGUGGGAAUGGGAAGGGUCAUUUAGUUAAGUUCCCGGAUCGGGUCGGUUCAGGUGGCGGGUCGGGUCAGGGAAGCGGGGAGGUGCGUUCGGGUGAGCAGGGGAGCAUUGCGGUGCCUGAGGUUUCGCAUUUAGGUUGGGGUCACUGGUACACUCUGAGGGAGCUUGAGAUUGCUACUAAUUUUUUUGAUCAUGAGAAUGUGAUUGGGGAGGGGGGGUAUGGCAUUGUGUACCGCGGAGUUAUGGAAGAUAAUAGUAGUGUUGCUGUUAAGAAUUUGCUUAACAACAGGGGACAGGCAGAGAGGGAAUUUAAGGUUGAAGUGGAAGCAAUUGGUCGAGUUCGGCACAAGAAUUUGGUGAGGUUACUUGGUUACUGUGCUGAGGGAGCUCACAGGAUGCUUGUGUAUGAGUAUGUGGAUAAUGGGAACUUAGAGCAAUGGCUCCAUGGAGAUGUAGGGCCAUACAGUCCUCUUACAUGGGAAGUUCGGAUGAAUAUUAUUCUUGGAGCAGCAAAAGGGUUGACCUAUCUGCAUGAGGGCCUCGAACCCAAAGUUGUUCAUCGUGACAUCAAGUCAAGCAAUAUUUUGCUUGAUAAGCAGUGGAAUUCAAAAGUAUCUGAUUUUGGUUUAGCUAAGCUUUUGGGCUCAGAGAGGAGCUACAUAACUACCCGGGUUAUGGGAACUUUCGGCUACGUUGCUCCAGAAUAUGCCAGCACUGGCAUGUUGAAUGACAGGAGUGAUGUUUAUAGUUUUGGAAUUCUUGUUAUGGAGAUUAUUUCUGGAAGGAAUCCUGUGGAUUAUAGCCGUGCUCCUGGAGAGGUAAAUCUGGUUGAGUGGCUUAAGACUAUGGUUUCUAACCGGAAUUCCGAAGGUGUUUUGGAUCCUAAGUUGCGUGAGAAGCCAUCUUCAAGAGCAUUGAAACGUGCCCUUUUGGUAGCAUUACGAUGUGUAGACCCCAAUGCUCAAAAGAGGCCAAAGAUGGGGCAUGUGAUACACAUGCUUGAAGCUGACGAUUUCCCCUUCCGCGAUGAUCGAAGAACUGGAAGAGAACAUGGACGUUCACAUCAUGAUGAAAUGAAAGAGAGGGUAAUGGACAAGCGCAUAAUUGAAUCAGGUGAUAGCAGCGGAUAUGAAAGCACUGUUCAAACCAACCGAUCUUUAUUGAGGAAGAAAGAAGUUGAUGACGAGGAGUAGCCUGGGCAACUGGGCUUAAAGGUCAAAUUCAAAUUCCCUAGUUUCUUCUACCAUUCAUUUUGGAGCUGGCGAAUGUACAUACAAUUCACUUGUGCAAAUUCAGCACUCGCUGUAGGUUUUUUGUAGAGUAGCUCUUGUUGUUGUCAUAUUUAGUUGCUUUCAAUUUUGUUAAGAGCAUAGCUCUUUUGUUAGUAUAUAAUUAAAUUUCCACUCACUCUUCUAGUUGGAUGCACUUUCCAAAUGAAAAGAAAUUGUCAGAUUGUAUUACAACAGACCUAUGUAACAAUCCCCUUUCAAUUCCAUGUAUCAGUUUGGUCUUCAUGUAAGGAAAUGUUGAAAUGAUAUUAGGUGAAAUUAGUAGUAAAAUGUAGCCUAUGUUUUGCCUUG
Molecule: messenger RNA, 2186 nt
Organism: Nicotiana tabacum (common tobacco)
Lineage: Eukaryota; Viridiplantae; Streptophyta; Magnoliopsida; Solanales; Solanaceae
Product: putative serine/threonine-protein kinase At1g01540
Biological process (GO): protein phosphorylation
Molecular function (GO): ATP binding; protein kinase activity
Source: RefSeq, a predicted model, not a curated record